GGCUCAGAGCCAGGUUUCCUCGGCUACCAUCGGCUGGUGGACCGCGCGUGGCGUCCUAGCUUUGCAGCUAUGGGGGCUACUGCAGGUUUGAAGGCAGACUGCGAGGCGCUGCUCAGCCGCUUCCAGGAGAUGGACAGCGUGCGCUUCGAGGACUUCACCGACCUCUGGAGGAGUAUGAAGUUCGGGACCAUCUUCUGUGGUAGAAUGAGAAAUUUAGAAAAGAACGCGUUUACAAAGGAAGCUUUGGCUUUGGCUUGGAGAUAUUUUUUACCUCCAUACACCUUCCAAAUCAGAGUUUGUGCUUUGUAUCUACUGUAUGGAUUAUAUAACACCCAACUGUGUCAACCAAAACAAAAGAUUAGAGUUGCUGUGAAGGAUUGGGAUGAAAUUUUAAAAUUUCAGCAAGAUUUGAUAAAUGCACAACAUUUUGAUGCAGCUUAUAUUUUUAGGAAGCUACGACUAGACAGAGCAUUUCACUUUACAGCAAUGCCUACAUUGCUGUCAUACAGAAUGAAGAAAAAAAUUCAACGACCUGAAGUUACUGAAGACUUUAAGGACCCAAGUGAUCAUGUGAUGAAACUUAUCACUUCUGAUGUACUAGAGGAAAUGCUGAAUGUUCAUGACCAUUAUCAGAGAAUGAAACAUAUAAUUUCAGCUGAUAGAUCCAAUCCAGACAAAGCCCUCAGCUUGAUAAAGGAUGAUUUUUUUGACAAUAUCAAGAACAUAGUUUUGGAGCAUCAGCAAUGGCACAAAGACAGAAAGAAUCUAUCCUCAAAAUUGAAAGCUAAAGAUGGAGAAGAAAAGAGUGAAGGAAAUUCACAACAGUCAGAGAGAAGUGAAAGGGCAGAAUCAUUAGCGAAAAUAAAAUCAAGGGCCUUUUCAGUUUUUGUUGAGGCAUCCAAGUCAAGAAGGCAUCGUCAGGUCAAACUUGAUUCUUCUGACUCUGAUUCUGCAUCUAGUCAAGGACAAACCAAAGCAACUAGGAAAAGAAUAAACAAAGAGACAUUGAAACCAGCAGGAGGGAAGAUGUCUUCCAGAAACAGAGGUGACAUGCAAAAUGUACAUACGGAAGAUAAAUCUUUAAGUCUGAGUAUGCCUGUAAUUACAGAAGAGGAAGAGGAGAAUGAAAGUUUUAGUGAAACAGAGUUCACUGCACCCAAGAGGAGAAGAAAACACAGAACAAAGAGCCUGGUGUAGAGUACUUAAUUUUGAGCUUUCUGACAGAAGAAAAGAUGUAUAUUUUGUGUAUUGAACAGGAAGACUGCGAGUAUUAAAAAUAGUUCUUCUGGGAAGCUGUAGGUAUUUCUUUGAAAUGUCAAUACUUUAAUAUAGUUCUAGAAUAAAAGUACAAAAAAUUAGAGUAUUACUCUAAAAUUUAAUUUUAACAUCUUUUGUGAAAUAUGCAUAAAUGAUAAAAUUUGGAUUUAGAAUGUAAUAGAAAUAAUUCUGUUAUUUGCAGAUUAUUGCUAUUUCCUACAACUUUUUUGUGCUAUUAUACUAUCUUAGUACAGUUCUGGAAGUGUUAGCUAUUCUAUUUAAAAUCUUUUUUCUUGAAAUAUUAAUGUUUAUUAUACGUAAAUGGCUAAUUAUUUUAUAUCUAGUUUGGUAAUGUUUGUUUAUGAUGUAUAUUAACUAUUUUAUAUAUUACGUUGUUAAGUGCAAUAAAGUUUUUGCCUUGUUUGCUUUAUUUUUUUAAUGUUUGAAACUUAUAUGGUCAGUAACUUAUGUGAUUGAUAACUUAGGAAGCUCAGUUUCUACUUCUGUAACCAAUUAAGUAUUCUUUUGUGCUUGUUUUAAAGCUCUCUUUGGCCUAACAUGUCUAUAUGUAUACAUGUAUGUUUGUGUAGGUAUAGAUAUAUGUAUGUAUUUGUCCAAUUAUACAUAUAAUAUGAUUACUCAAUACAUUGUUUAGGUACAACAUUUAAAUACUGAUUAUUUCUAAUGAAACCUUUAAAAGUGGUAAUGUACAUUUCAGAAUGUGUCUGGUACAGAAAGUUGGUACUUACAGAAAAAAAUUCAAUAGCUUCAUGACUGUGCCUCUCUGUUAAUUUAUCAUUUGAGAGAUUUAAACGGAGAUUGCUUUAGCCAUGGUGUUUGAAUUGCUGCUGAUAGCAGACCAUCUCACAUCAUGUGGCUGGCUCAGCCUGUCUUAAAAUUGAUUAAACUCCAUGUUGUUUUCCAGUGUGGUAUAUUCAGGAAUUCUACAAAUGCCCCGUGAGUGAAAAUGUGUGUAAUCUUUUAAAAUCAAAAUACUAACACUAGCCCAGACAAAACUUCGCUUAUUAGAAUCUGUGCUGUCGCAUUAGCUGUGAAACAAAAUUGUUUCCCUUGACUGUUUCCCUUGUUUUCCUUGACUUCAGAUGUUUCUGGUAACAGAUAGGACAGUUUUCAUGAUGUGGAUAUUGGGCAGAGCUUCUGGGGUUUAAAUAUUCUAAUGUUGGGAUCCAUUAUUGGCCACUUGUAUACCGGGUUAUUUGCUAGGAUUUGUAUAAACAUUAAAGUUUACAGACAUUGUACAGCUAA
Molecule: messenger RNA, 2523 nt
Organism: Aethalodelphis obliquidens (Pacific white-sided dolphin)
Lineage: Eukaryota; Metazoa; Chordata; Mammalia; Artiodactyla; Delphinidae
Gene: SNAPC1
Product: small nuclear RNA activating complex polypeptide 1
Exons: 10
Coding region: 70-1197 (375 amino acids)
Biological process (GO): snRNA transcription by RNA polymerase III; snRNA transcription by RNA polymerase II
Cellular component (GO): snRNA-activating protein complex
Molecular function (GO): sequence-specific DNA binding
Source: RefSeq, a predicted model, not a curated record